AUGCCUAGUGAAAGAAGGCGUAAAUUAUGGUCAUUAGCAGCACGUGCUGCUGUUAAAUGUCCAGAUGAUGCCGAGAAAGAAGUGACAACUCAGCAUGAAAGUUCACUCAUUAAAGAAUCUGGAUCAUUAGCUAAAACUCAAGAUUCAGGUGUUUCGAUGGAUUUCGCAUCUGACAAUCAGCCAUAUUCAACCGCAUGUUCACCAUUGACAUCACAUUCACGUUACCGUAUAAGUUUGGAUACUGAAAGUGGAGAAAAUUAUGAAUACAGUAGGUUGGCAAAAGGUGUUAAAAAAUUCGGUGACCCUGUACAGGAUUUCACUUUAAGUGCAGACUUAAGUGACUCUGCGAAUGUUGAAAGAGGAAGAAGUUAUGUGGCUAAACGUAAAUCAGUAUUUUCAAUACCUCAUAUUCCAUCUCAUAUAUCUUCUAUGAAUGUCAAUAUGAGACGCAUUAGAAGAGCGUCAAAGCAGUUCGAUCCAUCUGUCAAACAUGGGAGUGCAGAUACCUCAGGUUUAGGUAGUAGCUUGGAUUGGGUAUCUUUAGAGACUGGACAAACCCCAUUCUACCGUAAAAUGUCUUCACAGUAUGCACAUAAUCCGAGAAUGAUAACUACAGUUCACAAAAGUUUGGAUGAAAAACGAACUACUCGCCCUCUUGCUGUGAAAAAACACCUGACUAGUGAUGAUGGAGAUACCGAAAGGUAUCUAUUACAAGAGUUUCCUUUGAAAAUAUACACUUCUACUGUAACUCCCGGAAAUCCACGAGAGUCAUUGCAAAGUAAAGAUUUUGUAGAAUCCUUACAACAUAGGCAGAAACCAGUGAAAUUACAACAACCAAUUUAUCAGCCAGAUUAUCAGCUUGAAUUAAAAGCUGGUGUGAGUAAAACUGGUUCCCCAUACAGACCAAAAAGUGACAUUCCACCACGACGUACAAUGAGGGAUCCUCAUAUCAUAACAAGAAGCUUUGAUCAUGCAUACUGUACACGUAAUAUACCAUACUAUUACUCAAAUUUGCCAAGAGCGGACAUAUCCAAAAGUGAUGAAAGUAGUGCACUGUUAACUUAUUUCGACCAGCAUGAAACAACUGACUGGCCAGGUUUUACUGAAGCUGAUGUUAACCUCUCAAGAUAUGCCUCAGGUUUAGAUGAUAUUACACAAGAGAAGAUGUCAUCAGCUAUGCAAAAUCGCUCAGUACAUUGGGGUCCAAUAUAUCAAAAAGGUAGACAAUAUUAUCCAGAGGAGUAUUUCUGGAUGAGCCAACAGCAACAAAAACGCAGGGAAAAGCAAAACUCAAAGACAAUUUACAAAAGAUCACUUACAUUAGAUGAUAGUGUGUACAAUAUUGACACUGAGAGGAUACCGAUCAGAUCGAAAACACAGUUUACCACACAACUGUAUACUACACCUCCACCGACUGAUGAACAAGAAGCUUAUUAUAAUGGUUUAUUAAUAGAGCAUAAACUUAAAGAACCUCAUAUGGAUUUUCAAACAUUUUGUAGACUUAGACGACUAGGUCGAUUUGAUGAAAAAUAUCAUUUUGGAUUAGACGCAGGCGUAAAAGAUGAAUCACAAAGAUUACUGCAAACAGCACAAGAUACUUUUCAGCUGAAACCAACAUAUUCAACUAGAAGAAGAUGGACCUCAGCUGAAAUACCUGAAGUGAAAAUUUUGCCGGUAUUCACUGGUUCAACUGGAAUGGAAGAUGAUGAGAAUGAAAAAGAACAAAGAACAUUUGAACAUUUUAAUCAAGCUUAUCCAAUCGAUGCAUAUACGUAUACUAAAUAUACACCAGGAAGAAAACGUCCUUAUGAACAUCAUGAACAUCAAGUCACUUAUGAAAGCGAACUGAGUAAACGUCCAUGGAGUCAAACACAAAGAACAACCGAUAGGCAUUUAACACCACACAGAAUUGAUUCAUUUAGAAAAGCUUUAAGUUUAGAUAAACCAUCAUACAAACCAAUGCCAUUGUAUAAAUCAUCACCAUUAAAACAAUAUCAGUUGCCAAAAUAUCAUGAAAAAAGUUUAGAAUCAAAAUUUGCACGUCAACAACAAUUCAAAUAUCAUAUACCAUAUUAUUCAUCUUCAUUUGAUUAUCCAUCUUUGUCAAGUAGUAAAACAAGACCAUUAAUUCAUCCAGGUUAUAUACAAACAUAUAAUUUUUUCUCUCCAAUUGAAGAGAAAGGUGAUAUUGAAUCACAAUCAAAAACUCAUCCAUUGGAGGUUAAAUCUUAUGAAGAUAAUGAUGAUCAAUUUAGAAAAAGUGAAAAAAUUUAUCCUGUACAAAUAAACAAAGACCAUGGGCUUUCAAUACAUAAACAAAAGUCAUUAUCACAUUUUACCACUGAUAUUACAACAGAUGACAGGGAUGAUUAUAGCAGUCGUAAAAAGAUGAGUCAAUCACCAAUAUCAACACAAAAGAAAACAAUAUCACCUCAUGCAUCAAUGGAUGAGAUUGUAUCGUAUGAUAAAAAAUCUUUUAUAUUGCCGAAAGAACCUCCUCGUCUUAGUGAAUCACAACCUCAUAUACCGGGAAUUAAAAAGUCAGUCACAUUAUCCAAUGAUAUUGACAUUGAACAAUCCCCACAAAUGAUGACAACACGACAUAAUGAUGCAACUGUACCAUCAAGUGGAAUUUUAAAAGUUUCUGUACAUUUAGGUGAAAGUAAUGUACAAGAAUUUGCUGAAUAUUGGGACCAUAGUAUAUUUUCAGGUGCAAGAAUUACUGCAGUUUGUUUAGCUGGAGUAGCUUCUGUUUGUUUAGUUUGUUCUGUAUGUGCCAGCACAUGGUUAUAUCAGGGAUAUGCAAACAAUAUUACAAGUAGUGGAUUUUGGAAACGUUGUAAUUAUUUCAAUCAAACAUGUGAAAUUAUGCUUCCUUUUAUUACCAAACAUGAAGGCUGGCAAGAUGGUGCAUUCUUUAUACUUGUAUUGGCUAUAUUAUUAGGAUUCUUAGGUUUGAGUCUUUCGGUGGCUGGCCACUUAGUUUAUGCUCUUCCGAAAAGAUUAUAUUAUUUUCAUUCAGGUGGUGAAGCACAUGUUGUUGCAGCAUUUGUCACUGCAUUAUCUGUGCUUAUUUAUCAUAUUACUGUAAAAGUGCAUUUACGCAUAGAAGGUCCAGUGAGUUUUGGUGAAGCCUAUGGCAUAACAUGGUUUGCAUGUUUUCUACAUCUAUUGGCAGCAAUACUUUUACUUUUAGAUGAACUUAUCAAUGAAUUAGUCAAUUUAGCUAGUCGAGUACAUUGUGUACGUAUUUGUUUAAAAUGUAUUAUACAUACCUAUAGUAGGACUAUUCAGAAAAAACGUCAAUUAUUUACUCAUUAUAAUAUAAAAAUUUUCAAUGAUAAAUAA
Schistosoma turkestanicum is the source of this 3348-nucleotide messenger RNA. The record is from the annotation of a GenBank genome assembly. Lineage: Eukaryota; Metazoa; Platyhelminthes; Trematoda; Strigeidida; Schistosomatidae.